GAGUGUGUGUGUGUGUGUGUGUGUGUGUGUGUGUAUGUGUGUGUGUAUGUAGGGGGAGUGUGUGUGUGUGUGUGUGUGCACCUUGUCUGGGUGUGUCCCUGUUAAAGUAGCAGGUACUGCCGCAUUUUCGUCUCUGUCGCCGCUGGAGAGACUUGAACCGUCCGGGAUGGAUCUUUUCGACGUUAAGACGCUUCUGUUUCUGCUCUCUUUUAUCGGAUGCUGUACGGGGCAGAGCAUUCUGCCGGCCGGUCCGGUAGACGCAACUUUGGGGACAAAUGUGACUUUUCAGACUCUGGUUAACAAACCAGACUACUUCCUCAUACUCUGGAAUUUCAACAGCGGGGGUGAACAGGUUAAUGUUGUUACACUAACUGGGGCAGGGGUGCUCAAAGUGAACCCCAUGUACACGGGGAGAGUGGCCAUUAACAAUACCAACGGCUUCUUGUACCUGGGACCCGUGAAGGCUGGGGACAGCGGGCAUUACAGCAUCAGUAUAACAUCAUCGGACGCUUCGACCCUAACAGCAGAUACGCAGCUCCGAGUUCUGGAGCCGGUCUGUGAUGUAACCAUCACCUCCAACAUGCCCGAAGCCAUAGAGUACAACAGCACUGUGGUUCUGAACUGCUCCGCCAAAGGCUCCUUCCUCAAGUUUGCCUGGCUCAUGGGCGACAAGCCCAUCGUGGACGGUAAUCGCUUCACACUGAAACAGAUGGGACUGUCCAGUACUGUGACCAUCGCAAAUGUUCUCAGGACGGACCUGGUUGGUCCCAUCUACUGCAGAGCUGCUAACCAGCUGCAGAGCCAGACGAGCGCCCCCUUCAACCUCACUGUCUACUACGGACCCGAAGUACCGGUAGUCAUCGUUUCUCCUCCGAUCCUUGACAAAGUCAUCGGAUCCCAAAUCAACAUGAGCAUGUCCUGCUCAGCCAUCUCCAAUCCGCCCGCCACCUUCACCUGGUACCGCAACCAGCAGAUAAUGGAGAACGCGGGUCCCCUCCUGACUCUGGAAGUCAUAAAAAAACACAGAUUCGGGAGUGAAGAGGGAGAAUACACAUGCAAGGCCAGCAACGCAAAGACCGGCCGCGUCGUCUCUUCUGCUGGCGUUACCUUCGCUGUGAUGGAUGCCAUCUCAGGUGCUAAAGUCAGCGGUCCGAACGCUGCCCUCAUUGCCGGCAACAGCACGGCCAACCUCAGUUGCCAGGCGACGAGCGGCACCGUGAAAACCAUAACCUGGCACAAAGACGGCCAACGCCUGUCUGCUGGUGGCCGCCUGGUGUUCUCCGCCGACAUGAGCUCCAUGAUGAUCAACCCGCUGCAGAGAGAGGACAAGGGCGAGUACAGGUGUCAGCUCGCCAACCCCAUCCACUCCGUCGAAGCCUCCUACAGGAUGGUGGUCAACUACGGUCCUGAAAAAGCGGAGGUGACGGGUAAAAAGGCUGUUGAGGUGAACAACAAGGUGGUCCUCACCUGCUCUGCUGACUCCAUCCCCCCUGCCAACUUAACCUGGAAGUUUAACGGCACAGAUACCGGUGUCAAAACGGCCCAGUUUACGAUCGAGAUGCCUACUGCCAAGGACACCGGAAAGUACACAUGCGAGGCGACCAACGCUGUCACUGGCAAGAAUGCCAUGUACACCCACAGCCUGACCGUCCAAGACAAAGGAACGCUCCCGGAAGGUCUCUCAGACGGAGCCAUCGCUGGAAUCAUCAUUGGCAUCCUCAUCGCUCUUGCUGUCGGCAUCGGCCUAAUCGUGUACUGCAGACAGAAAGUACCCUUUUGUUUCUCACCUGUCAGUCUCCGGCCUUCGGCAUCCUACAACGUUAGUGUUGAGUCACCGUACUGAAGAAGUCCCUGCACACUGCUGGAGAAGCCGGCCCGAACCAUCCGACCAUUUUGUUUCCCAUGAUCCAUCUGUGCAGCCGGGAGGAGGAGCGUCCGGUUGGAUCCGGCUGGUUUCCGGUGAAGCCCUUUGCCAAAACCAGAUUUCCCAUCAUCCCUUCCUCUCGCUCUAUCUCGCUGACAAGGACAAAGGAAACUCGAUUGAACCCAAACGAUGGAUUCUAUCAGAGUUUGGAUUAUUAGCCGGAAUCUUCACUUGUUUGUUCUAAUCUUAAGGGUUGUUUUUUUUUUUAGCUUUUUUUUCACUUUCACCUUGGCCAUAAAUUCAUCCGCCAUCAGUGGAUCGUCACCGCCUUCUCUUCUUCUCCUCCGCCUGGUGUCAACAAACGUCAUCCUUCACCUUUUUGUCUCGCUCGCCGCUUCCUUUAGGAAACCAAAA
Molecule: messenger RNA, 2278 nt
Organism: Sander lucioperca (pikeperch)
Lineage: Eukaryota; Metazoa; Chordata; Actinopteri; Perciformes; Percidae
Product: carcinoembryonic antigen-related cell adhesion molecule 5
Exons: 11
Coding region: 167-1843 (558 amino acids)
Source: RefSeq, a predicted model, not a curated record